Molecule: messenger RNA, 1316 nt
Organism: Chara braunii
Lineage: Eukaryota; Viridiplantae; Streptophyta; Charophyceae; Charales; Characeae
Source: the annotation of a GenBank genome assembly
UUGGAUUUGGGAGAGACAACGAAAGUAGGGAGCAUUUUUAAGCACUAGCCGCCCUUGGUGUGCCAUAAAUUGGUCAUGGUGGUGGAAGUGGAAGGGUGCGUUCUCAAGGGGUCGUCAUCAGCGAGUCGGCACCACAAAUGUCCGUGACUUGAAUGACGACGAUCGUGUCCGCUAUUGAACGUGUGGACAAAGGACCCGUUCAUGUGCCACAAGCGCGCCAUGUGGAGCCGUCGAACACAAACACGGUCGGAGGGUCGUCGAGGGAAGUCAUCUCAUUGUCGCAUGUAGGAAGCGGUGAUGUCUAUGGGCCAAGCACCGCUGCGGGGGAAAGGCGAGAAGAACAGGGGCCCGGUGAGGCGGGGAGGAAAGACGAGAGGAGGGAUGGCACUCCGCGACCAAACGACGAGGACGACGAAUCUCUUCGCAUGAGGAAGAAAAAAAUGCGGCAAGAAGAGGAGGCGAAGUCGAAGUUGCGAACAGACGGGAACACAUUCCGGAGAUGUGGAGUUGGUCGCCUGAUUGCGGGCGCUAUGCACGAUUGCAUUGACUACUACUGCGCAAUCGUCAAUGGUGAUGCAGGCGCUACCGCACCGCGUGGCCUCAUCAUGCCACCCCCCGACGUUCCGAGUUUGCGAAUCCAAGAUCCUUCGCAACAGGACGCAGCCCUUGGACGGGCGAGAAGGACAAAGAACGUCGCUAUGCGCAUCAUCCACGGGUGGAUCUUCACGUCGUCUUCAAGAUCCAACGGUUUUGCCCGCGCAGAGUCCUAUGUCGCCGCUGAUUACCCGACCGAUCUAGCGAGAGCAGUUUGGCAAAGCAUGGAGUGGUCAAGGGUAGUGUCGCCUAGUGUUGUUUACCACAUGCUCGCUCUGAGGAUGGGCAUUCCAUUGUGGCGGACGGAGGUGACGACGAAGAGGGGUCAUCAAAAUGGUGGAGGUGCCAGUGUUGCGCGUCAUGCCAUCCUUCUUUGGCCAUGAACUGGAAAGAUCCGGAGUCUUCGACGGCACGCUCGUCGACAUAGAUCGUGAGUGUCAGGGAGAGGGUAGGUACGAGGUGGUUAUUGUGGGGCGCUUUCACGUCAGUCCACCCGGUUCGGUCUCUUAGGUAGAUGAGCGGUGUGGUGGUCAAGUCGUUCACCAGUGUGAUUGCGUGGAUAGAGCGCCGUUUUGUUUUUAUUUCUGUAGUUGUGUACCAUGACAUGUCGCCCAGGGCGGUGCAUUCAAGUCACAACCAACCGCGGAGGUGGUCGAAAACUUUGUCGAUUCCUUAUGUCUUUGUGCAACAUAUGCUGUUGUGAAUGAAGGCCAUGAAAUCAA